CUAGUUUGUAUUGGUGCCUUUGGCGAUAACUUCGGAUGUAAAUCCUACCAUCGCAAUAUUGUACUCAAAUUCGUCGAUUGCAAAAUGGCACAACUAAACAACCAGGGAUCAUGGUGGUCGGAAGUGAUGAGCAGCAACAGAAACGAGCUUACGCUGGCCAUUUCAGCAAUAAUCUUUACUGUUUUGUGGUACAGAUGGAAAUUUUCAAGCUACUCCAAUGGUGGACCACCAUUGCCACCAGGUCCCCGUUCCUUGCCAAUUGUAGGCUACCUUCCAUUUCUUAGCCGUGAUCUGCACAAACAGUUCGUCAACAUGGCUAACACUUAUGGUCCCAUUUUCCAGUUCCACCUCGGAAGCAAACUUCAUGUCGUGAUAAACACCCCUGAGUUAGCAAAGGUAGUAGUUCGUGAGAAGGAUGAGAUCUUUGCUAACCGAAAUCCAACAAUUGCUGCCUUAGGCAGCUCUUAUGGAGGCCGAGAUAUUGUGUGGUCAGACAGCAAUUCAGAUUGGCGUAACCUUCGUAAGAUAUUUGUCCAGGAGGUCCUAAGCAACAAGAAUCUUGAAGCAUCCAGUUGUUUCCGAAGAGAUGAAGUUAGGAAAACUAUCAAGAAUGUUUAUAAUAAAAUCGGGACCUCAAUUAACAUUAGCGAGAUUGCUUUCUCCACAGAGGCCAAUGUUCUAACGAGCAUGGUUUGGGGAAACACUUCAGCUGAAAAAGCAAAAAGUAGCAAUUUUGGAGCAGAGUUGCAGAUGGUUUCGGCGAAUAUUGUUGUGCUCAUGGGACAGCUGAAUGUCUCUGAUGUCUUCCCUAGUCUUGCAUGGCUUGAUCUACAAGGCGUGGAGCGGAACAUGAAGAGGCAGCUUAAUCAUUUGGAUCAAAUUUUCACAAGCAUUAUUGACGAUCGAAUUGAAUCUAACUCUAAAAAAUCAAAGCACGCGGUUGGGAAUGAAGGAAAGAAAGAUGUUCUACAGGUUUUAUUGGAACUCAUGGAUCAAAAAGAUGUAAUAUCAAUUAACCGGACUCAAGUAAAAGCACUUCUCCAGGACAUUAUGGUAGCAGGAACAGAAACAUCGACAACACUGAUAGAGUGGGCAAUGGCAGAGAUAAUGCAAAAUAGUGACAUAUUGAAAAGGGUUCAAGAAGAAUUAGAAGAAAUUGUAGGACUUGACAACAUUGUCGAAGAAUCUCAUCUCCCCAAACUACAAUACCUAGAAGCAACUAUUAAGGAAACUUUUCGGUUGCACCCGGUAGUUCCAUUCAUACUCCCAAGGUCGCCAAGCCAGGAUUGUAUUGUCGGUGGAUACACCAUUCCAAAGGGCUGUACACUGUUUUUGAAUGCAUGGGCAAUCCAUCGGGAUCCUCGUUAUUGGGAGAAUCCACUGGAAUUCAAUCCAGAUAGGUUCUUGAGAAACAAAUACGAUUACAUAGGGAGCAAUUUAAACUUCUUCCCAUUUGGAUCGGGAAGAAGAUCGUGUCCAGGUGUUCCAUUGGCUGAGAAAAUGCAGAUGUAUAUCUUGGCCUCGCUCUUGCAUUCAUUCGACUGGAGCUUGCAAGAGGGUGAAGUGUAUGAUCUCUCUGAAAAAUUUGGAAUUACACUAAGGAAAAGAGAACCACUCAUCGUUGUCCCUUCACAAAGGUUGCCAAACCAGAGCCUCUAUAUGUGAUCGAUGUUGAUUAAACUGUAAGUUUGAAUUGCUCUAUUGGAUGGUUUGCUGGCGCAUUUCAUAUGUGGUUCCUUUAGAAAGAGCGUAUUAAUAUGUAUUAUUAUGUUUGUCGAAUGUGUAUGGAUUUCUAGUUUGAGAGAAAUGUGAGAGGCUUUGAAUGUUUUCA
Messenger RNA from Lactuca sativa (garden lettuce), 1831 nucleotides. RefSeq names its product (S)-N-methylcoclaurine 3'-hydroxylase isozyme 2. The record is from RefSeq and is a predicted model, not a curated record. NCBI's taxonomy places the organism in Eukaryota, Viridiplantae, Streptophyta, Magnoliopsida, Asterales, Asteraceae. Gene Ontology annotation, molecular function: monooxygenase activity; heme binding; oxidoreductase activity, acting on paired donors, with incorporation or reduction of molecular oxygen.